Lachancea nothofagi CBS 11611 is the source of this 816-nucleotide messenger RNA. The record is from the annotation of a GenBank genome assembly. NCBI's taxonomy places the organism in Eukaryota, Fungi, Ascomycota, Saccharomycetes, Saccharomycetales, Saccharomycetaceae.
AUGGCAGCUACUCAAGGCGUUCCACGCCAUUUCCAAGUCUCCAAAUUUUUGGAGCUUUUGAAGACCUCUCAAUUCGCAUGGUUUGCAGGCCACUUGGUGGUUUUGACCUGCGCCAUCUUUUACUUUCUCACUUUCCGCGGUGGGGCCUCUGGGCUACACAAUUCGCUCUAUCGAGUGUUGUAUCUAGGUGUUAUUGAGUCAUUUGGUAUUAUUAUUUACCAGCAGCACUUUAAGCACCGUUCCCAGGCUAGCGGAACCGCGGGAGCAGCAGGACCUACGCCAACAAUCCCACAACUACUUCUACGUGAUGACAACUCUAUGUACGUUGCCAUUGCACUCAUGUGGUUUCUAACUCCCCGGCUAACUGUGACGAUGGUCCCAUAUGUCGUUUUUUCAUUCUUCCAUUUCCUCACGUACUUGAAGUCAGUUAUUUUGCCUCAAGUCUUCGAAAUUGGACCAGACUCCAGACUGUCAACAAUCAUUGACAGAUUCAUCCGCGAAAACAAUGACCGUUCCAUGGUGUGGUCCAGUUUUAGUGAACUCGUUUGCGUGAUUGUGGUCUUGGUACGCGCGCUCUUGUGGUACCCAAGAUCGUGGAUUGUGGCCGUUGUUUACUGUCUAUUCAUCAAAAUCCGUUACGAGACUUCGCCUUACACACGUAGUGGUAUCAAGAGAUGGGAGGUACGUCUCGAUGGGCUCAUGAGUCACCCAGGAGUGCCUGUCGCUUUAAAAAACGGAUACGUCCACUUCAAGAACAACGUUCGCGAGCUACGAAAGUACAAUCUGUCCGGCACCCCACCAGCCAAGAACAUGUGA